AUGCCUCCCUGGCUUCAAGAAGGCAAUGCCCUGGGCUUUUCGCCAUGGACAGAUCCAGAUUCAACGACGGCUCUCAGCCUCGAGCCACGUCGAGUGAAGCAGUUCACCAUGGCUGCUCUGACUCCCCAUCAGACAUAUGUUAUUCAUGUUGCGACUCUCACCGUCGCAUCCAUGAGUAUACUUGCAACAAUAAUCACCUCCUUCUGGUUCUUUCGAAUGAGGCGGAGUUUCCGCCAUGACCUCAUCAUGUUACUCAUUUACAGUGAUAUGUUCAAGAGUUUCUGGUUACUCAUCUUUCCCGCUGUGGAACUUGUCGCUGGCAAGAUUGAAACGACCGAGACCUUUUGUCAAGUCAGCGGGUUCUUCCUUGCUCUCAGCAUAGAAGCUUCUGACGUUUCGGUCGCCCUCAUCUCAGUACAUACUGCAUUGUACAUCUUUCGUGGAGAGCAAGGCCUCUACCCAUAUCGAAAGGCGGCCUACGCUCUCGCCGCCAUCGUACCUGUUGUGAUGGCCUCAUUAGCAUUUAUCGAAAGCCCCGGCUAUAUUAACACUGGCCAGUUUUGCUAUCUACCGUUCAAUCCGAUGUGGAAGAGACUGGCGCUUUCUUGGAUUCCUCGCUAUAUGGCUUUCACCGUUAUUCUCUGCCUAUGUAUAGGCGUAUACGUUUACGUUCGGGUGUUGAUGAGACGAUUCGGCUCCGGGAAUGACAGUUCGAAGAAUACUCUUUCAAAAAUGUCGGGUCUUGAGAGUCUCGAGCCCUUGCAACAAGGAAUCACCACUGUACCGCCGACUCCUACGAUAAAAUCCCAUGGUCUAAUCCCUUCUUCCAACGCUUCACGGCGCAAUUCCUUUACCGUAUCCGAAGAUCGGACAACAAGGCCUCCACUCGUGGCCUUCAACUCUUUCCAUUUGGAUAUGCCUGGGUCGACGACGCAUCCCAGUAGACUUCAUUCGGCACGACUGGCGCGAAGAGGAUCGACUCAGAUGUGGAUGGCUAACUAUGGUACUGAUCUGACAUCUCAGUCUGAACAGGCUGAAGUUGAUUCCCAGAAUUCGACGGGGACUACUCGCUGUGGUUCGGACGAGGUGAUCGCCCCUUCAGCCAUUCAUACCAACCCCGAGCCCGUCCACCAAACGCCUCUUCCUGAUGUUGUCUCACCAUCAUAUACUAUACAGACCGACUUCUUUCAUCGAUCUGAUGGGUCAAGCGCGCUGUCUAGACCGCCAUCUAUACCCAACCUUUUCGCCAUACUCCGCCGCACACCAGACAGUCCACACAGCAACGACACCAACCUUGUCUUGACUCAGAGCGCAUUCAACGCACCCGGUACUGUCAAGUCACGUGAGAAGAUCUUGCGACAACUCCGGUUACUAUUCAUUUAUCCGAUAGUCUACGUUGUCAUCUGGAUUCUGCCCUUCAUCGUACAACUUACUGGAUAUGGACGAGGAGCUCCCUAUGGCAUGAGACUAGCCAGUAUUAUAUUUUUGUGCUUCCACGGCUUGGCUGACGCCGUGGUAUUUUCUCUGAAGGAGAAGCCUUGGAGGCAUAGCCAGGCUUUCAAACGCAUCAACGUUCAAUUUUGGAAAAGACGACAAGAAGUGCCCGAUGUAGGUGCAAGAGUCGGGCGCACGAGAGAGGAGAUGACACUCGACUCUCGAUUCGCGAAAAAGAGACGACAACAGGAGCAAGCUGAAUGGGAAAUGGAUCGUCAGGCUGGCCAUGAGGCCCGCAAAGCAGCGAGGGCAGCCCCCCAGUGGUGGGAUGCCGAUGAGUAA
Fusarium mangiferae is the source of this 1776-nucleotide messenger RNA. RefSeq lists its product as uncharacterized. The transcript has 2 exons. Gene Ontology annotation, biological process: adenylate cyclase-activating G protein-coupled receptor signaling pathway. The record is from RefSeq and is a predicted model, not a curated record. The coding region runs from base 1 to 1776 and encodes 591 amino acids. Lineage: Eukaryota; Fungi; Ascomycota; Sordariomycetes; Hypocreales; Nectriaceae. Gene Ontology annotation, cellular component: plasma membrane. Gene Ontology annotation, molecular function: G protein-coupled receptor activity.